GAUGAGCAGCAUUACGAAGGCAACGCAAGCACGGUGUUGCCUGAGAGUGUGGUAACCCUGAACCAACCGCCUGAGCCCCCCCGCCACCAUCAUUCUCACACCAACCAUCUCACAACUUCAUCCCCUCCAAACCGACCCCCAAAACGCAAUACCACAACACAACCGCCACAACCCAGCACCCACAGUACCACCAACCGCAACACACACACCACAAAACAGACCACAAACCACACCACAAACCACCAUGCCCCAACCCAACCCCUCCCAACCCCACCACACCUUCACCCUCUCUCUCAUAACCUACGACCGCGGCCCGCACCCCCUCACCAACCUCCCCCGCCCCCACCACUGGGCCUACUUCCUCGACCCACCAUCACCACCGCCGAGUAGCGGGGUCUCCGGUUUCGACCGCGGGGCCGGAUCCGAAACCGAAACUUCACGCGGCACCGUCUUCCAAUUACGGGGCAUGCCGGGCGGGUUCUACUACCCCGGCCCGGAGUGGUUGGAUGUGAAAGAUGGUGGGGUGGUGGUGGGGCGGUUGGAGGUCGGGGAGGUGCGCAGGCACAAGGUUGUUGGGGAGGGGGAUGGCAUGGAUGGGGGAUGGGAUGCGAUGGCGGGGGUGGUGAAGAUGAUUGAUGGGGUUCUGAGGGACGUGGAAGUGGUGGAGGAUGAGAAUGUGGCGUGGAAUUGUCAGGAUUGGGCGCUGGAGGGGCUGGAAAGGUUAAAGGGGGCGGGGGUGGUUUAUGAGUAUUUGGAGAGGGAGGGGGUGAGGGCGUGGUUGAAGGAGCGGUGAGGUGUGAUGCGCUGGGGGGGAGGGGGAGGGAGAUGGGGUUGGGGGUGCUUAUUGAUGGCUACCUAGGUACAUAUGGAUGGCUU
Chaetomium fimeti is the source of this 876-nucleotide messenger RNA. RefSeq lists its product as uncharacterized. The transcript has a single exon. The record is from RefSeq and is a predicted model, not a curated record. Lineage: Eukaryota; Fungi; Ascomycota; Sordariomycetes; Sordariales; Chaetomiaceae. The coding region runs from base 245 to 793 and encodes 182 amino acids.